Molecule: messenger RNA, 2052 nt
Organism: Neospora caninum
Lineage: Eukaryota; Apicomplexa; Conoidasida; Eucoccidiorida; Sarcocystidae
Product: putative lectin-domain protein
Exons: 5
Coding region: 1-2052 (683 amino acids)
Biological process (GO): Golgi organization; endoplasmic reticulum organization; endoplasmic reticulum to Golgi vesicle-mediated transport
Cellular component (GO): Golgi membrane; COPII-coated ER to Golgi transport vesicle; endoplasmic reticulum membrane
Molecular function (GO): D-mannose binding
Source: RefSeq, a predicted model, not a curated record
AUGGCUCUGGCGCAUUCCGCCCGCACCCGGCUCGCGGCCGUCUCCGCUGCUCAGCUCGCACUCUCUCUUCUUCUCCUUUCCCCUCUUUCUCUCCUUUUCCUCUCGUCUGUAACGGCCGCGCAGCCCCCUGCGUACCAGGCAGAGUACAACGCGGGCUACCAAGCGCCUCCUCCCCCUACUUCUCCCCCGCCUCCUGGAGAAACGCAGGGAUACACGCCUCCGAGUGGUCAGGCGAAUUAUGGCCAGGCUCCGCAGCCGCCUGUUCAGAACUACGCCGCUCCAGAUUACGCUGCUCAGGGGAUGUAUGGGAGGCCCGACGGACGAACAGCUGGGGGAACUCCGCCGUACUCGCCUCCGCCCCAGGCUGGCUCCUCUCUGCCCUACGCUGCUUCCUAUGCGCCCGCAGCUCAGGCGUUUUCGGGCGACGGCGUCCCGUUUCCGCCGCGAAAGGCCUUCGUCGAGGGCGCGCCUCACGUGGCUCCGCCUCCCGUCGUCCCAGGCGGAGACAGUGGGGCGAGCAGACGAAAGGAGACAGGCAGGCCAUUGUGGCAAGAGACAGUCGGCUCGGUCGAACUCCCCAGACACUCCUGGGCUGCGCCGCUUGACUUUGAAAGCAUCCAGGGCGACUGGGACAUCGCCAUGGCGACGGUCCCGGCGGAGAGAUACCUCGUUCUCACGCCUGCGGUCGCGAAUCGCACGGGGCAAUUCUGGCACAGACAGCCGCUGAAGACAACCAACUUUGAAGUUCAGUUCGGGUUCGGCGUGUACGGCGACGACAAGGCGUACGUCGACUUUGCGAAGGCGAACGCGCGGAGACAAACGGCUCAGAGCCCGCAAGACGCCGCAGGGAGCUCCGCGGGCCCUGUCUUGAUUGGGAAACCCGAGGGUUUUGCUUUCUGGUACGUCUACGACGAAUACGCAAAGGUGUUUCCCAAGUCGCCCGAGGAAGAGAAGGACUGGACACUCAUGGGCUACAAAAACAGGCCGAGAGGGCUCGGCGUCUUCUUCAAAAUGUUCGACCGCUACGGCCAACUCCGACCCUCCAUCUCGGUCUUCUACAACGAGCACGGCACCCGCGCCCUUGAUCCCUUGCGAGAGAUUCCGCUCCCCGCCGGGGUCUUCUACAGAUACCGAAACCUCCCCGAGCCUGCAGUCUUUAAACUCGCAGCGGGCCCUGCGGGAGUGGUAGGGGAGAUUCGCACGAGCUCUCGAGGCCCGUGGCUUACGUGUUUCCACCUGAAGGACGUUCGCCUGAAUCCCGGCGGCUUCAUCGGCUUCACGGCUUACAACGGUCCGGAGGCUGCGUCUCUGUUGCCCACCGCGGGGCGCGACGAGAAGCCUGGCGGCGGCAUUGCCGACCUCGUCGUGCUCUACUUUGUCAAACUCUGGAACUUGGACCUGAGCGUGCGCGGCGAAGACGACGCAGCGGUUGCGCAGGAACUUAGCGACGUUCCCGUCGACGACAUGCUCAAGUUCCACUCUUUCCACAAAGACGACAAGGCGCUUGCCGACGCCCUCAAACAACUCACCAGAAUGAUGUACAAGCACAUUGCGGAACAAACGCCGAGGGAGCAAGCGAUGCAGCGAACCAUCAACUCUUUAUUAGGGCAGGUGACUCGGCUAUCGACAGAGCUGCGAGACAUGAAGAAGGACAUUCUCACUCAUCUGCAGAAGGCGACUCCAGGGGCGGGGAGCAAGGUCGGCGGGUCUGGCGAUGCCAAAGCAGGCGCAGGAACCGAACACGCCUUGCAUACAGUGAGAACCGAGCUGCAUGGCCUGAAGAAUUUGCUGGCUCAGCACUCGCAGAUCCACAGAGACUCUCUCCACACGCUCCAGCAGAAGGUCGAGGCUGCCAGAGCCACAGGGUCGGCAGGCGCGGUCGCUCCAGAGCUACGGGAGUUGGCUAAUCGGGCGCGAGAGCUGGAGGCCACGAUUGCAGCAAAGGAGCACUUCUCGUUCUUUAUGACUGUCGGGAUGAUUCUCGUUCUUCUCGCCUUUGCCGUCUUCGUUUGGAAACGCUUCCGAGACAUGGAGAAGAAGCACUUGCUUUGA